Messenger RNA from Dermacentor albipictus, 1596 nucleotides. RefSeq lists its product as uncharacterized. NCBI's taxonomy places the organism in Eukaryota, Metazoa, Arthropoda, Arachnida, Ixodida, Ixodidae. The record is from RefSeq and is a predicted model, not a curated record.
UGAGAGGAUGGUGAAACAGAAGAUUUACAAUACAGACUACUUGCGAAGUUUGCCUUGCGUGGUGCACAACUCGGUGUAACUAACACAGCUUCGCUGUUCGACCAUGUUCACGGACUGGAAGGGGCGGUGAUUUUCUUUCUCACACCUUUAGCAAGCACUUUGUGCAAGAAAAAUAUGUAAGUGUUAUAUCACGCAGGAAAUGGUGGCGCCACUGACGUUUAUUUCUGAAAGUUAUGCUCUUGCGUCCGCCAUGCUCCUGCUUUCACGCGAGCACCCACGCUUAAGCGCGAGCGAGACGAAGAAGAAGAAGCGCCGUUCUUGAGCUCUGCUAGGGGUGCUCACAGAAAAGGACUCCGCCUCCUAGGAAUACGACAAAGGCCCUGGCGAUCUGAAAGCAGGAACCCGUCAUCAUCAAGGACAAGGAAAAUUUCUCGACACCCUGUGAGUCUCGGAGCUACACGAGUCGGGCGAGCGGCCGUAUUUUGUAGGGCCGCAGGGAAUCCCCUGCCACCGUCGGCUCCAGUCAGGUUACACGCACUGACCGCUGACUGACGUCGGCCUCUAAGGCGUUUAGGAGCCGGAUCAGCUAAGAAAUGGCCGAAGACACCAGGGGUGCGCCAAAAUAUGUUCCCCAGUCGAAGAACGAUCGUGGAAGCAUUCCAGCGAGAUCCUCCUCGAGCGACCAACGUGGUCGACCGGCUUCGGAACGCGAAGGCAGCAGCAAGGACAAAACCGAUAGUGGGCAUGCUCCUGCUGACGCGAAAAAGCCGGGCUUUCCCGCUGCUGCGCUUGCUACAAGCAAAUCUGAUCAGCAGGCGACCGUCUCAAGCAUUUCACCCGGCGUUGCUUCAUCGUCGAGCAACACGCAAGCCAAGACACUCAGCAGCCCUUACUACUUAUCGGGGUCAAAUUCUGGGCGGACCCCAGAGUCACCGCAUGGUAUUUCGGAGACUGAACGACUUCUGGCCGAGCUGACAGUGCUCAGGGGUCGCAACAUGCCCCUGGACGAGAGCCAGCUUCCAGUGAGCCCCAUGGUGGAGCGAGGGCCCACGGCCUCCAAGGGACGGAGUGUGUCCAUCGACAUGCUACCCUCCAUCAGCCUCAUCUCUCCUCAGAGCGCGCUUCGUACGCCCGAACCUAGAGUGACGUCGGCGAGUCAAGAUGCACCUACCGCCCUAUUGCUACUGUGUUCUUUGACGCCACGACCACGUGACAUCUGGUGGAGGUGCUUUGCGUUCAUGUACCAGACGCCCCCACAAAGCCGUGACCCAAGCCCUCACGCGGAAGACACCAACGUCGCCAAGAACCAGCGAGGUAGCCGCAGGCUGCAAGGACUGCCCCCGGAGCACGGACUUUUGCCUGAGACGACUAGGAAGAUGGCCACCAAGUCCACCCCAAUAGUUCUCACGACCACGUGACAAUAGUUAAUGACGCAUUAGGAAUGAGAAAAAAUGGCUGUUACUUUUCCUGAACGCAAGCUGGACACUCAUGUUCACGAUGUGCUCCGUAACACUAUUCCAGUGAAUGGUAGCCUGCGGCAAAGCAGUUGAAUAAAAUGCAGCAGUUCUGCCAGAAAUGCGUUAAAAGCUUAGAAGG